AUGCCGGAACCGGCCGCGCACAGCGACUCGCGCCCCUCCCCGCGAGUCACCUCCUUCUCGCGCAAGGCCUUGCACGCCGUCACGCAGGCAUAUGGCGGAGGCGGAGGCGGAGGCGGAGGUGCUCUCGGCUCCGUCGGUCUUCACGCGCCCCCCGGCUCCCGCCUUCCCUCCGCUUUGCACGUCGCGAAAGGCGCCGCCGCCGGCGGCGGCGGAUUCACCGCUUACGGCCCGCUAUCUCCGCCAUCUCCGCAUCAACCUGAGAGCGCCAAUCAAGGUGUGCCACCCGAAUCGCCCGCUUCGACUUUCCUGCACACGCGCGACCCGUCGACGUCAGGAUUCUCCUCCUCCUCGUGCUCCUCCGCCGUUUCCUCCGCCUCCGGCGGCUCCGCCCUGUCUUCCUACCACGCUCCCGCCUUCUGCGCCGAUCUCUCUGCCGAUGCCGCCACGUCCGCAGGCGCGAGCGCGGGGGGGGAUCCCUCCGCAAGCCCUUCCCCCUGCGCCACCCCGAGCAGCGCCGCCAGCCCCGCCACCAGCGACGGCCCCCGCCAGCGCGGACUCCUCUCCGCAGCUGCUGCCAACGGGCGGCGCACGAUCAUCAACAACGGCGGCGCGGAAAGCGGCGGGAGCGGGGGGAGCCUUCCGGGGAGCCCCCGCGCGCGCAUGUUCGCGCGCACUGGCAGUGGCGGGGGAGUGGGAAUCAGGCCCCGCGGUACGGCUGCGGGAGGCACUAAGGGCGGAUACGGACAAGCGGAACGGGAAGGGAGCCCUGGGAAAUACGGCGGAACGGGCGGUAGCGGAGGCGGAAGAGCGGGAACGGGCGGGACAAGCGCGCUGAGCCGUUUCGGCCACGGCAGCCAUAGAAGUGGCAGUGGCUGCAGCGCUGGCGGCGCUGGCGCCGCUGAAGGCGCUGCGAGCGAUAACGAUUUUCUGUUUAGUCCGCUGGGCGGCUCCUCUCCCUCCUCCUCCGCCGCAUCUGACGCUAUCGGGAACUUUAUAGCGAAGCAUAAUCCGACGGCCGGCCACGAUCGCAUGUCGUCGAUCGACUCCAGAUACUCUUCGGCAACGUCAGACGCGCCGUGCUUCACGGAGGAAGACGGGCUCGAUAGUCCUCGCGGUGCACACGAACCUGGCGGCGGCGGCGGCGGCGGAGGCGGUGCCGUGUGGAGCUCGUCGCGCGGACGGGAGAGCCGAAGCAACUCCGCGCUGGCUCUUGCCGCAGCCUCCGCCGUCGCUGCCGCGUCCGCCACUGUCGCUUCUGCUGCUGCUGCUCCUGAUGGCAAUCCCCGUCAUCGCCGCACUUCCCGCAAGCCGAGUCGCGACCUGCCCUCCCCGCCGCUGAGCGAAAUCCCGUCGAUCGCGGAGGGGGCGGACGAUCCGUACGGAAGUUCGGACGACGCGGAGGGGGAAGAUCUGGACGACCGAGAUGAUCGCGCGAGCGAGUUCGGAUCGCACUAUGCCGAGUCGCACUAUGGUUCGGAACUUGGCUCGGAGAUAUCCUUAUCCGAUAUAUUCGGCACCGAGUGUUCCAAGUCCAGCAGCGGGUCUCGCGGCGGGAAACCCUUGCGCCGCGAGUCGCCUAAGGAAGGGAACGAGCCGCGGAAGGAGGAAGAUGGCAAAGACGGGAAAGGUGGGAAACGAGAAGGGGAAACUAAAGACGGAGGGGGGAAAGGAGGAGGGGGAAAAGGCAAAACGGGCGGGGGGAAGGGCGGAUGGAUUUUAGGAGGGGGGAAAACGCGCGGAGGGCACGGGGGGGGAGAAAAGGGGAAGGGGUUCGUGGGGCUACUGGGGGGAAGGGGGAGCUCUUCUCAUAAGAGAGGAGCAGCGCAAGGGAAGGGCGCUGGUGUUUUGGAGCAACAACCAUCCGAGCAGCAGCAGCAGCAGCAGGGGUUUCAGCUGCCAGUGGGGGACGGGGAGGAGGAUUACUCUGCUAUUUUCACCAAGGCGAGAGAGGACAAGCGCAAUGGGCGCAACGCCCCCAUCCUCCCCCGCUUUGCUGGCAAUCUCGACGUGGUGGAGGGCGCUGGCGCAGGGGCGAGGGGGUUUGGGGUGGGGAAGCGCGAGGAGGACCCGUGGGGGGCGGAGCAGCAGGAGAGGAGGCGGGCGGCGGAGGGGAGGGGGCAGGGGUGGAUUUAUGGGCGGCUGGUGGUGGAGACAGAGGGGGUGAAGGGAUGUGAGGAGGGGGGAGAUGGGGAGGAUGAAGGGGAGGAAGGGGAGGAGGAUGGGGAUGGGGAUGGGAUGAGUGGUGGGAGCAAGGACGAGGAGAUGCUGUCGCCUUUGACUCCGUCCCCGCUCCCCCGGCGGCGCCAGCGGGUGCUAUCAGGCACGCGCAGCACCCCUGCCACACCUCCCUCUGUCUUCAGCCCUGCCAGGGCCAGCAGGAGAGCAGGAGGCGUGCCCGCACCCUGGGAGUCGGGGUCGGGCAAAGGCACGGGAGAACGGCGGGGCAGCGUGGGCUUGGGUGUUAAUGGCAAUGGUAGUGCCAGCCGCAGCAGAAGCAGCUGCAGCAGCGAUACGGAGGGGUUUGGCAGUGGUGGUGCUGCAGCUAGUGCUCUUGCUGCUGCUUCUGCUGCUGGUAAUGGUGGUGUCAGUCGGCUUGGCUCUGCUGCUGCUGGUGCUGCUGGUGCUGCUGUUGCUGCCCCUGGUGCUGGUGCUGCCUUUCCCAACCGGGUCGACAGGCGGCGCAGCAUUGUGAGGAGCGUGAGCAGGAACAGCCCUCGCACCUCUGCCUAUUCCUCCUCUAGCGCUGCUUCUGCUGCUGGCAGAACUGCCAUGAGCAGGAGCCGCAGCAGCACGAGCAACAUCGGGAGGAAAGGCACAACAGGCGGUGGCGUGACUCCGUUCUCACCCUUCUCCCCGCUGCCCCCUGCCCGCGCUGCCAUGGACCCGGAUGGAUCUCCCGCUAAUCCUGCCUGUGGUGGUGGCGAUGAUGGUGGUGAUGGUGUUGGCUUUGCUGCUUCUGCUGCGGCUGCUGCUGCUGCUGCAGCUGGUGCGGUGGAUUACUCGUUCAAGUUCAACCAAGCGCGGGAGCAGAAGCGCAACGGCAGGCCUGCGGGAAUCAUUCUCCCUGCAUUCGGCGAAGCGAUGGCUGCGGGAAUGGCUGGGGGGGGUGGCGCUGGUAGUGACACGGAUAGACAUGGCGGAGUGGGUAUGGAUGGUGAUGGAAGCGAGCUCGAGAUGAUGGCGUGUGAGAAAGGUGCAGAGGCCGCAGAGGGAGGCGCGGCAGCAGAGGUGGGUGCAUGCAAAGAAGCUGUGGAGGAUUCUGUCUAA
Messenger RNA from Closterium sp. NIES-65, 3267 nucleotides. The record is from the annotation of a GenBank genome assembly. NCBI's taxonomy places the organism in Eukaryota, Viridiplantae, Streptophyta, Zygnematophyceae, Desmidiales, Closteriaceae.